Molecule: messenger RNA, 2643 nt
Organism: Lutra lutra (Eurasian river otter)
Lineage: Eukaryota; Metazoa; Chordata; Mammalia; Carnivora; Mustelidae
Gene: MARCKS
Product: myristoylated alanine rich protein kinase C substrate
Exons: 2
Coding region: 431-1432 (333 amino acids)
Biological process (GO): actin filament organization; central nervous system development
Cellular component (GO): actin filament bundle; plasma membrane; cytoplasm
Molecular function (GO): actin filament binding; calmodulin binding
Source: RefSeq, a predicted model, not a curated record
GCGAGCCCAUUCAUCUGUGCACUUGGGCGUUGGACCCCGCAUCUUAUUAGCAACCAGGGAGAUUUCUCCAUUUUCCUCUUGUCUACAGUGCGGCUACAAAUCUGGGAUUUUUUUAUUACUUCUUUUUUUUUUUAAACUACACUUGGGCUCCUUUUUUUGUGCUCGACUUUUCCUCCCUUUUUCCCUCCCUCCUGCGCUGCUGCUUUUUUAUCUCUUCGACUUAAAUUUUUUUAUCCGGAGUGUAUUUAAUCGGUUCUGUUCUGUCCUCUUCACCACCCCCACUCCCCCCUCCCUCCGGUGUGUGUGCUGCUGCCGCCGCCGCCGCUGCUGCCGCCGCCGCUGCUGCUGCCGCUCGCCCCGUCGUUACACCAACCGGAGGCUCUUUGUUCCCCCCUUGGAUCUGUUGAGUUUCUUUGUUGAAGAAGCCAGCAUGGGUGCCCAGUUCUCCAAGACCGCUGCGAAGGGAGAAGCCACCGCGGAGAGGCCCGGGGAGGCGGCUGUGGCCUCGUCGCCUUCCAAAGCGAAUGGGCAGGAAAAUGGCCACGUGAAGGUAAACGGCGACGCCUCUCCCGCGGCCGCCGAGCCGGGCGCCAAGGAGGAGCUGCAGGCCAACGGCAGCGCCCCGGCCGCUGACAAGGAGGAGCCCGCGGCCGCCGGGAGCGGGGCGGCGUCGCCCGCCGCGGCCGAGAAGGAGGAGCCGGCCGCUGCCGCCCCCGAGGCCGGGGCCAGCCCCGCGGAGAAGGAGGCGCCCGCGGAGGGCGAGGCCGCCGAGCCCGGCUCGCCCUCGGCCGCGGAGGGGGAGGCCGCGUCGGCCGCCUCCUCGACGUCUUCGCCCAAGGCCGAGGACGGGGCCACGCCCUCGCCCAGCAACGAGACCCCGAAAAAAAAAAAGAAGCGCUUUUCCUUCAAGAAGUCUUUCAAGCUGAGCGGCUUCUCCUUCAAGAAGAACAAGAAGGAAGCGGGAGAGGGCGGGGAGGCCGAGGGCGCAGCCGGCGCCUCCGCCGAAGGCGGCAAGGACGAGGCCGCCGGGGGCGCCGCUCCAGCCGCCGCAGAGGCGGGCGCGGCGUCCGGGGAGCAGGCGGCGGCGCCGGGCGAGGAAGCCGCGGCGGGUGAGGAGGCGGCGGCGGGCAGCGACCCGCAGGAGGCCAAGCCCGAGGAGGCCGCCGACGCGCCCGAGAAGCCGCCCGCCAGCGAGGAGGCCAAGGCCCCCGAGGAGCCCAGCAAGGCCGAGGAGAAGGUCGAGGAGGCCGGGGCCAGCGCCGCUGCCUGCGACGCGUCCUCAGCCGCCGGGCCCGGUGCGCCCCCCGAGCAGGAGGCGGCGCCCGCGGAAGAGGCAGCGGCCGCGUCAGCCUCGUCAGCCUGCGCAGCCCCCUCACAGGAGGCCCAGCCCGAGUGCAGUCCGGAAGCCCCCCCGGCGGAGGCGGCAGAGUAAAACGGCCCGAUUUUUGAGAUAAUCGAAGAACUUUUCUCCCCCCGUUUGUUUGUUGGAGUGGUGCCAGGUACUGGUUUUGGAGAACUUGUCUACAACCAGGGAUUGAUUUUAAAGAUGUCUCUUUUUAUUUUACUUUUUUUUAAAGCAGCAAAUUUUGUUCCCCCUCCUUCCCCAGAUCCCAUCUCAAAUCAUUCUGUUACCACCAUUCCAACAGGUCGAGGAGAGCUUAAACACCUUCCUCUGCCUUGUUUCUCUUUUGUUUUUAUUUUUUGCAUCAGUAUUAAUGUUUUUUGCAUACUUUGCAUCUUUAUUCAAAAAUGUAAACUUUCUUUGUCAAUCUAUGGACAUGCCCAUAUAUGAAGGAGAUGGGUGGGUCAAAAGGGAUAUCAAAUGAAGUGAUAGGGGCCACGAUGGGGAAAUCGAAGUGGUGCGUAACAUUGCCAAGAAUAAUGUACCACGAGAAAUGAUGGUGUAAAGGCUUAGUUUUUGUUUUUGUUUUUGUUUUUAAAGAAAAGUUAUUACGAUGUAUUUUGUGAGGCAGGUUUACAACACUACAAGUCUUGAUUAAGAAGGAAAGAGAGGGAAAAAAAAAAAAACACCAAUACCCAGAUUUUAAAAAAGAUCAUAGUCUUAGGAGUUCAUUUAAACCAUAGGAACUUUUCACUUAUCUCAUGUUAGCUGUACCAGUCAGUGAUUAAGUAGAACUACAAGUUGUAUAGGCUUUAUUGUUUAUUGCUGGUUUAUGACCUUAAUAAAGUGUAAUUAUGUAUUACCAGCAGGGUGUUUUUAACUGUGACUAUUGUAUAAAAACAAAUCUUGAUAUCCAGAAGCACAUGAAGUUUGCAACUUUCCACCCUGCCCAUUUUUGUAAAACUGCAGUCAUCUUGGACCUUUUAAACACAAAUUUUAAACUCAACCAAGCUGUGAUAAGUGGAAUGGUUACUGUUUAUACUGUGGUAUGUUUUUGAUUACAGCAGACAAUGCUUUCUUUUCCAGUCGUCUUUGAGAAUAAAGGAAAAAAUCUUCAGAUGCAAUGGUUUUGUGUAGCAUCUUGUCUAUCAUGUUUUGUAAAUACUGGAGAAGCUUUGACCAAUUUGACUUAGAGAUGGAAUGUAACUUUGCUUACAAAAAUUGCUAUUAAACUCCUGCUUAAGGUGUUCUAAUUUUCUGUGAGCACACUAAAAGCGAAAAAUAAAUGUGAAUAAAAUGUA